Messenger RNA from Sphaerodactylus townsendi, 2001 nucleotides. RefSeq names its product hexosaminidase subunit beta (gene HEXB). Gene Ontology annotation, molecular function: beta-N-acetylhexosaminidase activity. The transcript has 14 exons. The record is from RefSeq and is a predicted model, not a curated record. Gene Ontology annotation, cellular component: membrane. Lineage: Eukaryota; Metazoa; Chordata; Lepidosauria; Squamata; Sphaerodactylidae. Gene Ontology annotation, biological process: glycosaminoglycan metabolic process; ganglioside catabolic process; carbohydrate metabolic process. The coding region runs from base 73 to 1707 and encodes 544 amino acids.
CUGUCUCUCCGUCAGGUGACGGCGGGGGACGGCGCUCUGGCAGCCUGCAGAGGAGCAGGAGGGCGCAGAGGCAUGGAGCUGUCGGCGGUGUUGAUGCGGCUGCUGUGGCUCUCGGCGGCGCUGGCUGCCUCCUCCUCCUCGCGCCGGCCCCGAAGUGCGGAGGCGCCGCAGAGCUCGUCCCCCUUCGGCCCGGUGUGGCCCCUGCCCCGCUCGAUCCGCAUCUCCCCAGACCGGCUGCAACUCGCCCCGAGGCGCUUCCAGAUCGUCCACGGCGCCGGGUCCUCGGCGGGGCCUCAGUGUUCCCUGCUGCAGGACGCCUUUCGCAGGUAUUAUGAAUACCUGUUUGGAUAUUCCAAACAUCAGAAACAUGAAGAAAAAUCUUUGGCCAAUACUGAGUUAGCUGCACUUCAAAUUAUUAUUACUUCAGAGGAACCUGACUGUGACAAAUAUCCUGACAUCUCAUCAGAUGAGGAAUAUAAUCUCUCCAUUGGUGAGCCAGUGGCGGUACUGAAGGCAGAGAAGGUUUGGGGAGCACUAAGAGGUUUGGAAACUUUCAGCCAGUUAGUAUUUGAAGAUGACUAUGGAACUUUCUUUAUCAAUGCAUCUGACAUUACCGACUUCCCAAGAUUUGCUCAUCGAGGAAUCUUAAUUGACACAGCAAGACAUUUUCUACCCUUGAAAAGUAUCCUGACCACUUUGGAUGCCAUGGCUUUUAACAAAUUCAAUGUCUUGCACUGGCAUAUUGUAGAUGACCAGUCCUUUCCUUACCAGAGUAUCACUUUUCCUGAACUGAGUGCUCAGGGGUCUUAUUCUUACAAUCACAUUUACACUCCUACUGAUGUCCGUCUGGUGAUAGAGUAUGCUCGAUUACGUGGCAUUAGAGUCCUCCCAGAAUUUGAUACUCCAGGCCAUACACAGUCUUGGGGAAAAGGACAGAAAGAUAUCCUCACGCCGUGCUACAAUGGAGAACAUCCAACUGGCUCUUAUGGACCCAUAAACCCCAUUUUGAAUGCAACUUACGAGUUCAUGGCUAAAUUUUUCAAGGAAGUUGGCACAGUGUUUCCUGAUGAGUACAUCCACUUAGGAGGAGAUGAAGUGGACUUCAGUUGCUGGAAGUCCAACCCUGCUGUGAAAGAAUUUGUGAGGAAGCAAGGGGUUUGGUAUAGCUACACAAAACUGGAAUCUUAUUACAUUGACAAAAUGUUGGACGUUGUAUCCUCCCUUAACAAGAAAUCCAUAGUCUGGCAGGAAGUGUUUGAUAACGGAGCAGAGCUAUCAUCAGAUUCAGUUGUUGAAGUCUGGAUGGGGAACUCCUAUGAAGAAGAAUUAAGAAAAGUAACAAAAGAAGGGCUCCCUGCAAUUCUGGCAGCACCGUGGUACCUAGACUACAUUAGCUAUGGCCAAGACUGGAUGAAAUAUUACAAAGUCGAACCACUCAGCUUUUCGGGCUGUGAAACACAGAAAAAACUGGUGCUUGGAGGAGAAGCCUGUCUAUGGGGAGAAUAUGUAGAUGCAACUAACCUCAUUCCAAGACUCUGGCCUCGUGCAAGUGCUGUUGGUGAGAGACUCUGGAGCAGUAAGAAUGUGACUGAUCUUGAAGAUGCGUAUAGCAGACUAUCUGAACAUCGCUGCCGUAUGCUUAGGCGUGGAAUAGCAGCACAGCCUUUGAAUGUUGGAUUCUGUCGCCAUGAAGUGAGAAAUCCAUAACAUCUUCAGGGCAUGAGGUUACUAGCAGUACCUUUUGGAUCAGGAAGUUUGCACAUUCCAUCAAACAUUUGAACUGGAGCCAUCCACUUCAAAAUGCUGGAACUUUACAUAGAAUUAAAUUUUGCACAUGUUUGACAGGGGAAGGACUCUUCUCAUUAGCUAAUUUAAAAAUAAAUACUGAUUUGUUUAUUUAAACUGUUAGUGUUUUUUUUAAUUAAAUGUAAAUGACUGCUAUCCUUGUAUAGAUAAUACAGAAUAUAUUCAUUCUUUAAUAAACACUUCCAUAAAAACACA